CAGUAAGUGUAUUGUUUUGAUUGCAAUAUUACAUUCAGUAUUUAUUUUCUCCAAAUAACUUGUGACUUCUUUCUUGCACAUCAAUUACCCAUUCAUAAUUUAAUAAAUAUUGAACGUAUGUUUUUUGUUUACUUAUGUGUUCUAUAGUAUGACCACCAUUAAAUGAUUUUGAUAGACUUCAAUAACAUAACCUAACAUUUUAUCAAACUUCAAUAACAUAACCUAGUGAAGUAUAAAUACAUCAUCUGCAGUUUUAAUAAAUUUUUUCUAAUAUUGAGCUGUAGCCAUUUGGAGUGUACGAAGGGAACUUGAACAUGAUCGAGUAAUUAAAUGCUCCUGUUACGCAAGGUGCUCAUCAAUUUGACGCUCCUAGUUGUGAUUCUUGUUCUGUUUUACUGCUAUCAGACGUCAAAUGGUACACGCUGGAUACUGCACAGAGUCCAAGAAAAUGCUUCGACCACCGAGUCGACAAAUAUUCAUGAAGAUACCAUUACGACGACAGUGUUCUUUCCAGAUAAGAAAGAUUAUUAUAAUGUCUGGUGUAUAUUCACCAAAGUAGAUAGUAACUCUCCAAUGCGACGAAAAUUUGAGAUCUUUGCAGAGUCUUUAAUCAAACUAUCCUCUGUUAACAUUGCAUUCCACGUUAUAACUGAUGACGAUAGCAAAAAAGUUACAGAGAAAGUUUUGGCAAAUAUUCUCUCAUCCACAGGCAAAUUUAUGAAGGUGCAAUAUUAUGAUGUACAUAAACUAGCAUUGCAAUUGGAAGACAUUGUGUCUGUCAUGUCUCCAUACUUCAGCAGCAAACCAGGAACCUACUAUUCAGAUGCACUAUUUUUCCUAUCCCUAGGUUUACAUCGAAUAGCUCCAGCUGAACAAAGUGUUGCAGCAAUGUUUGAUGUUGACACCAAAUUCCGCAAAGACAUCAAGGAGCUUUUUGAAGAAUUCAACUCUUUUGGAAGUCAAGCACUAUUUGGUCUGGCCCCAGAGCUCACUCCAGUUUACAGACACGUUUUGUAUUUGUAUCGUAGCAAACAUCCUAACACAUUAUUUGGAGAACCUGCGAGUUCAGGUGGUUAUCGUGGAUAUAACAGUGGAGUGGUACUCUUUAACCUUGACAAAUUAAGGAAUUCUUCUGUUUAUGAUGCAAUUGUGAAAAGAGAAAGUGUUGAUGCAAUGACAAAGAAAUAUCAUUUUAAGGGUCACUUAGGAGAUCAGGAUUUUUAUACCAUCUUAGGAAUGGAAAAACCUGAAUUAAUUCACACCAUUGAUUGUGGAUGGAAUAGGCAGCUGUGUACAUGGUGGAGGGACCGUGGAUAUGCAGAUAUAUUUGGAGAAUAUUCAAAGUGUGAUUCAGAAACAAAAUUAUGGCAUGGAAAUUGCAAUGCCCCCAUACCUAACGAUUAAUCAUAUCCGCAAUAUCUAAGAGCACAAGCUAUAACUAUUGUUUGCAAAAGUUUAAAAGCAGUACCUGUUGUUAUUUGAACAUGUUAUUAAUCUUAGAAUCUGUGAUUCUUCAGUGGCAAUACAUAUCUUCCAUCACAGUAACAAUAUUUAAGAGAAAAAUAAUAUUAGUCGAUAAGUUGCAUAAAAAGUAUUUUCUUUUUUAGGUAUUGGUGUUUUGUACAUUAAAUAUUUUAAAUAUUAUAAGGCUUAAAUGUUGAAAAUAAGAUGCAAAUUAUUUUUUGAAAUUGAUUUUAUAUGAGUUGCCAGAUACGUGUUGUAAAACAUGAUAGGUGCUAUUUUUAUAUAAAGUGCAGUUAUAAAAAUUGUUGAACGAAAGUGGACCAAUUAAUUUUAAUUAUAUGUACUGUUGUAUUUUUUCAACAAAUAAAGCGUUUUGUGUAAAUAAUUAUUUUUACAGUUUCUAUUCAUUCAGAGUUGCCUCUGAAGCAAUUCGCUGAAUAAAAAUCAAUAAUUUUUUUUCAUUUUUAAUGGAACUAUAAAUAACAACAUACAUAAAUAGAAGUGUCGCCGUAAUAUAUUUUUACGCAAGGAAAAAUAAUAUUAAAUACAGUAUUAACAUAUUAUAUGAUAUUUACAGUAUACAAUACACCUUUCCAUGGUGAUUGCCACCUGCCAUAAAAAUAUUUCUCCAGAAUGAUCAUAAUCUAUAAAACAAAUACAUACUGAAAUUUGUUAUUUAAACACAAUAGUCUAAUUAAUCCUUUUAGAAUAAUAUCGAUAAUAUCAUAUUAACAAAUACAAUAUACUUUUUCCGAAUGAUUAUCGAAACCUUGUUAAUAAUCAAAAACAAAUUUUUAUUUUCUUUUCUUUUUAAUUAACAGUAAAUGUAAACGCAAAAAAGGAAAAAACGGAAAUUGAUUGUAUUUCAAUCCUUCGUUGUUUUCUACUAACACAUAUUAAAACUUACUUUGAACUCUGUUAAUGCAUACUAAUUAAUGAAUAUAUCUCAUUAUUAUGAUUUUCAACCUAUGCGACUGACCAGAUUGCUUCUCUCUCUCCUUCUCUCUCAAAAAACGAAAAGAAAAGAUUAUCUUUCAUAAUUAUACACACACCCUAGUUGCAUCUAAAUUCGUUGUACAAUAUGUAAAAUAAAUGAUGUCACCUUUGGUCCCAGUGAUAGAAACUUAAUGUUAAUCGUAAAGAAUAGGAAAUGUUAGUCAACAUUGACUCAACCGUUCAGAUCUAACCUAUCUUCAAUUCCCUCUUUUCUCAUUUUAGGUCAGGUUAGGACCGAAUGGCUGAUUGAACUAAUAAAAGAAAAAAAAAAAGAAAA
Bombus huntii is the source of this 2737-nucleotide messenger RNA. It is a transcript of the gene Xxylt, whose product is annotated as xyloside xylosyltransferase 1. The transcript is spliced from 3 exons. The record is from RefSeq and is a predicted model, not a curated record. Bases 331 to 1404 code for a protein of 357 amino acids. NCBI's taxonomy places the organism in Eukaryota, Metazoa, Arthropoda, Insecta, Hymenoptera, Apidae. Gene Ontology annotation, molecular function: UDP-xylosyltransferase activity.